This is a messenger RNA of Vollenhovia emeryi, 1804 nucleotides long. RefSeq names its product odorant receptor 85f-like. Lineage: Eukaryota; Metazoa; Arthropoda; Insecta; Hymenoptera; Formicidae. Gene Ontology annotation, biological process: sensory perception of smell; detection of chemical stimulus involved in sensory perception of smell. Gene Ontology annotation, cellular component: plasma membrane. Gene Ontology annotation, molecular function: olfactory receptor activity; odorant binding. The record is from RefSeq and is a predicted model, not a curated record. The transcript has 6 exons. The coding region runs from base 354 to 1484 and encodes 376 amino acids.
GUGAGAUUACGCGUAUUCGUGUAGGGAGGCAGGAAAAUAAUACAAUUGCAGGGACGUAGGAAAAUAAUAUAAUUGUACUAUUAGGGGGUUCAGCGUCAGUACACAUUAUUUGCUAGUUGAAUAAUUCGUAAACCUAUGCGCGGCUCUGGCACGAAGCAAAACUACAAAGUGGGAAUAUAUAUGAGAGGGGUUGCUUGUAUUAUACCACGAAGAAAUUUUCUGCCGGCGGCUAGUACACGUGGGUGAUAAAUUAAAUACGCGCGUGUCUUUAACACGCGAGGAAUUCGCUUCUGACAAAGUUAGUUCGGAUCACGCUGUGUAACUGUAACGGUAGAAUUCAACGAGCAAUUGUUAUGGCGAGUGCACUAACGAUGGAGAAACUUAUUGCGUUUUUGAAGGCGGAUUUGCUGUUCGCUUGUUGCUGGCCGUUACCACCGACCGCCACAAAAUGCGAAAAAAUACGUAAUAAGUUCUUCCGUUACUUCUCCAUCCUGCACGGAAUGAUCAUGGUGGUCGCGAUAGUGUAUACGAUUUACAGAAACCGGUCAGAUUUAUUUUUGAUAAUGAAAUUAUGCUGUGAAUUGUGCACCACUACUGAGGUUCCUUUACAAAUAAUUUGCUUCUCAAUUCAAUACGAUCGUCUCCAAUGCGUAAUUUACGAAUUGGAAGAUUAUUGCAAGCAAGCGAAACCAGAGGAGAGGACCAUUUUUCAUCGAUAUAUUGACAGUUGUAAAUCGAUUUAUAUAGGUUCAGUAUGCGCCUUCACCGUUACUGCCUUGUUACUCAUCAUCAGUCCUGUGGUAGAACCCCAUCCCUUUCCCAUCGAUAUAGAAUAUCCGUUUUCCGUGGACUAUCAACCGUUAAAGAUUAUCAUUUAUAUACAUCAUAUAUUACUCAUAUAUCAAAGUUAUACGCAGGUAUGCUCAAAUAUUUUUAUCGCACUUCUAUUGUGGUUUGUGUCAGCGAGAUGUGACAUCUUAUCAAAUAGAUUCCGAGCUGUCACGAAAAUUACCGAGUUGCGUGCGUGUAUAACUGAACAUCAAGAGUUACUAUGGUAUGGAAGGAAAGUUACUCUUUCUGUUCGAUAUGUAAUGUUAGCGUCGUUAGCUGUUAGUACGGUAGUUAUAAUUUUUACUGGUUGCACUUUUCUUAGCCGACAACCAAUGUCAGUAAAAUCAACGUUCUUAAUUUUUUUCGUUUCAUCUCUCGCAAAAGUAUAUUUGUGUGCGUGGCCAGCUGAUCAUCUGUUGAGUGCAAGCACCAAUGUUGCACACGCUGCGUAUGAUUCAAUGUGGUAUGACGGGAAAGUUGAUUUCCAGAAGAAUUUUGUGCAUACCCUAUUGCGUGCCCAACAGCCUAUAGCCGUAAACGUACCUUGCAUGUUACCGACUGUUUCGUUAAAUUAUUAUGCCUCAUACAUCUCAACUGCCUUUUCCUAUCUGGCCACUUUUCGAAUUAUACUUGAAGAAAGUGACGAAGAUUGAUUGAUUGAUGCAGAUAUGAUAAUUAUCGAUAUAUUUGUUUAUGUUGUGCGUGGCGUUUUGUUUUUGUGUAAUUAUAUUUACUAUAAAAAGUAUUUCUGAAUAAAAGUAAAAUCACUCUUAUUUGCGUUGCUUUUAAAUUGAAAUCAUACAUUUAUCGAUACGAUCAUCUUCGCACGAAAAAUCGACUUGUGUAUCGCUUGAAAAUUGAAACUUUAGUACUCCUGAUGUGUAUAAAAUAAUUUUUCCAAUUUUAAAUAACUGCAAUUUAUUUUCUGUUAGUUCCAAAAAUCGAUUGUUUUUUAUACAUACGUACAUACAUA